UAGUAGAAUCGUAAUGGUUUCCAGCUUCUUGAUAUUGGAGAACCGAGCCCGAGAGAAAUUGGCACGAAGAAGGCUCUAUGUGCAUUGCCUCAAGAGAGAAAUUUGGAAUUCUCUUUCAUUCUCCUUUUGGCAAUGGUUUGAUAUUACGCUUGCUAGACAGUCUUUCAUCAAACGAUUCGACAAGUGCCUUAAAUGUGGAACGGACAGCAGAAUUAGGGAGCUCUGUACAGAGGUUGCUAAAGCAAGGCCAAUGCGAAGCAGAUCUUUCUCCAAUUUCCAAUUGCUUUCCAAGAACGAAUUGAUUGUUUGCGCGGAAUCUUCAAGAUUUCACCAUGUGACUCAGUAUCGGAAGAAAAUUGACGUAAAUGAUUUUCAUGACGAAAGAGGUUCUGGGGCGUGGCCUUUGUUUAAUCACGAGUAUGUCAAGAAGCAUGACAGGGACCUGUCAAAGUCAUCAAUUCCAAUUUUCGAAGAUAUUGUCAAUGGGCUGCGCUCCAGCUUACAUGCGGUGCCGAAUGCGGAGGGAAAUCUGCUCCGAAGAGUGAAGCAGCUUGAAAGCGAAAAUGAUAAAUUGCUUCUGCAAUUGACGGCAACGAGGAUGAUUCGUUGCUAGGCUCCGGUCAAAAUCUAUGGAAGUAGAGGUCAAAGUUCUAG
Messenger RNA from Guillardia theta CCMP2712, 654 nucleotides. RefSeq lists its product as hypothetical. NCBI's taxonomy places the organism in Eukaryota, Cryptophyceae, Pyrenomonadales, Geminigeraceae. The coding region runs from base 14 to 613 and encodes 199 amino acids. The transcript has 2 exons. The record is from RefSeq and is a predicted model, not a curated record.